Messenger RNA from Diaporthe citri, 1308 nucleotides. RefSeq lists its product as uncharacterized. The coding region runs from base 1 to 1308 and encodes 435 amino acids. Lineage: Eukaryota; Fungi; Ascomycota; Sordariomycetes; Diaporthales; Diaporthaceae. The record is from RefSeq and is a predicted model, not a curated record. The transcript is spliced from 3 exons.
AUGGCGCUCCAAGAACAACAGGGAGCUCCCAGCGACGAAGACCCAGUUCAACAACAAAUUAUCGUCGCGCCCGAAGACAGCACCGAGCGUCCAGGCCAGCAGCAACCCACUGGGAACAGCCACGACCAGCCAGCGUCGCUCCAAGUCCCGACUCCCACCCUUGGGCCCCUCGGUGAAGACCAACGCGAGCCUCAAAAGUCUAAUGACUGUGUCUACGCCACUGGUCCCGGCACAAAGAUAUGUCUUCCCCCAUCUGACGAGCAGACUCCCUCGAAGACGGCCCGCCCAGCAAAGGGCAAGGGCAAGUGGUGCGCCCGUUGUACAGAACUCAAGACCCAGCCUGGCAAAGAUGGCCGCUCCAGGAGGAACGCGGCAUACGGCUGCAAGGAUUGCGCAAAGCUGAGGGGGGAGGCAGGGCCCCGUGGGUGGAAGCUAGACGUCCCGUCCAAGCAAAGGCAGGAACGAAAUCGCGGUUUUGAUCCCGGCACGGAAUCGGACGACUCCGACAAUCCCCCGAAGCCCAACAUCGACAACCCCCUCGUGGACCGCUUUGGGACGCAGAAAGACCCUUCCUUAUCCAAUCGCCAGAUCCAGUCCAUCCAGGCAAUCCAGGGGUUCGGCCAGCCACGGACCACGUAUCCUCCGCAACCGCCUCUUCACCAGAGUUCCGUCGUGUCUGGGGCUAGGCAUGCCUCAUUCCCCCCAGCCCGGACUGCGACGUCGACCCUGAACACGAGGAGCCCGUCCCAGGUCGUAGGCCUGCCCGACCAGCCGUCGCUGUACGAGGAUCACCCCCGGCCCAUGGAUACGCCACGGAUGUACGACUUCACGUCCUCGCUGGCGACGAACAAUGCCAGCGGGCCUCAGCAGCAACGAUCUGGAGGAAGGCCCGGCGUCUUUUCCCUCUUCCCCCCAGUGCCGUCCCCGUCCUCCGGGGGACCGAGCUAUCCCAACGCAAUCCAGGGCAACGCGAGCUUUUCCAGCGCCUUCACGUACCCGGACCCGAUGGAGUGCGAGCUAUAUAGUACAUCCAGCCAUUUCGACGACGCAUUUGACCGUACGGAGUUGUUCAAGGAGGGCGAGGCCUUGUUGGAGUCUGAUUCCACCGGUGGACCGAGCCGUGGUCCCACGGCCGUGCCCACUGGGCGAUUUCACAACACCUUCGAGGCCCCCUCUCCGGCGCAGCUCGACCUCUCCGGCAUGCCCGGGCCCGCGAACCCGGCGCCUGCGAAUCCGCCCGUGUGCCAGCGCCCGGCCGGCCUCCAGCCCGGGUCAAUCGACCCACUGCUCUCGGGGGCAACGCAAUAG